AUGGAGCAAGUUUGCGCACGCUGUGCCAGACUUGGCCUGAGGCCGAGAUCUGCUGUUCCAUCGAUUCCACUAGCAGCCAGUGCCAGAGGAUUCUCCAGCUCAACAGUCUUGAAGGAUGAAGGCGAUCAAAAGCCAUCCCGUCCCCCGACCGGCGGCAGACCUCUACCCGGCUCCUCCCUACGCGGUGCGCUCGACAGAAACACAAACAUCGCCAGUGGUUCGACUGCCCGACCACAAGCAACCCGACCAGCCGGACCAAUCCUACGACGAACAACCACACCACGAAUACAAACUCCUGGCUCACCUGGAGCCGCUGCUCGAGCCGGGACAGCUCCCGGAGGAGCAGGAGGAGGAGCAGCUCGUGCACCACCACCGGGCCGUCUCUUGCAACGCACAGGAGCUCCUCGUCAAGGCCAACAAGAGCCUCUAGUUCGACGAACCGCCGGUGGGCGAGGUGGUGGACCACAACAACCACAGCAGGCACAGUUUGGUGCCAGACAACAACAGGGUCAACGACAAGACCAGUCCAGAGGAAGCCCUGGUGCACCAUCCGGCAAACGCACCGACCGCCGCGUGCGGCGCCUGGUGGAAAAGACCAAAACCUCGCUCGCCGAAGAGGAAGACGCGGCCGCCUUCGCCGCCGAAGACCUCCCCAGCCGCGUCGAGAACUACAUCAACACCAUCGUUGACCCGCCGGCGAACCCGACUACCGAACUCCCCCAUGUGCCUGGGCAGGAACUCUCCGCGGCCGAACUGCGCAAGGACUGGCCCAACACCCCCCUCUCCGGUUCCGGGCUGGUGGAAAGCGUGCAGCAGAGGAUCGAAUGGCUCGCGCACCGCAUCCCGCACGGCUACCAGACACCCGGCCAGUUGGCGGAGUGGUACACCAAGGGGUAUUUCACGCGCUUCGAGUCCGAGGCGGAGAAGGAGGAGGUCCUGAAGCUGGCGCAGGAGAUGGCCAAGAUGGAGGCAGACAAGGAGACGGAGAAGACCAACGUCGAGGCCAAGCCGAAGGACGUGGCGUUCGACGACGUGGUGUCCCGCGCGGGCGAGCGUAAGGGCCUCGCGGACACCUAUGUGCGCGGGGUGUAUCCCGCCGUCAAGAAACAGAAGAUGCCGUUCUUGGACCAGAUCGUGCGCAACCUGAACAACAACGCCACGUUCCCUCAUGGGAAGACCGAGCAGUUUAUGCAGACGGUGCAGAAGGUCAUCGUCUCACGUGCCCAAGAAGGCGGGCAGGCACAGAAGAGGGCUGAAAAGUAA
Fonsecaea erecta is the source of this 1263-nucleotide messenger RNA. RefSeq lists its product as hypothetical. The coding region runs from base 1 to 1263 and encodes 420 amino acids. The transcript is spliced from 2 exons. Lineage: Eukaryota; Fungi; Ascomycota; Eurotiomycetes; Chaetothyriales; Herpotrichiellaceae. The record is from RefSeq and is a predicted model, not a curated record.